AUGGCGGCGCCGAGGAGCCCCCUGCGGGCGCGCGAGCGGGAGCAGCCUAGCACCUCUGCCACAGGAGGUGACAAAGUUCUUUCUUGGACACUAGUCUCAAGCCAAGCCUUGGACACUGCCUGGAGGACAGUGAAGGGAUCCAUGAUACUGGCAGCCUCGUUACUUCUGGCUGCCCUCUGCCGCUUCCGAGAGCUAUAUUCAUACUCUGGACAUGGUCUGAAAUGGUGGAUCGGAUACCUGCAGAGAAAAUUCAAAAAGAACCUCAGCGUGGAGGCAGAAGUCGAUGUGCUCAGUUAUUGUGCCAGAAAAUGGAAAGGAGAAACACCCUAUGCGAGACUUAUGAAGAAGGCUUAUGAAGAACUAUUUUGGCGACAUCAUAUUAAGUGCGUUCGACAAGUGAAGAGAGAUAAUUACGAUGCUCUAAGAUCCGUGUUAUUUCAGAUCUUCAGCCAGGGCCUCUCAUGUCCCUCCUGGAUGAAAGAAAAAGACAUUGUCAAGCUCCCUGAAAAGCUGCUUUUUUCUCAAGGUUGUAAUUGGAUCCAGCAAUACAGUUUUGGUCCUGAGAAAUAUACAGGUUCAAACGUGUUUGGAAAAUUACGUAAAUGCGUGGAAUUAUUGAAAACGCAGUGGACAGAAUUUAGUGGGAUGAAAGAUUACCAUAAGAGAGGAAAUAAAUGCAACAUGCUGUUUUCGGAUGCGAUUCUGGAAUACAGACUUUAUGAAGCUUUGAAAUUCAUCAUGUUGUACCAAGUCACUGAGGUGUAUGAACAGAUGAAGGCUCAGCAAGGCAUCCCUAGGCCUUUUAGCCUUCUGUUUUCCAGGGAAACAUCGUCUGAUCCUUUGAGCUUCAUGAUGAAUCACCUGAAUUCCAUAGGCGACACUUGUGGUUUGGAGCAGAUUGAUAUGUUUAUACUUGGCUAUUCACUGGAAGUAAAAAUCAAAGUGUUCAGACUCUUUAAGUUCAACUCCCAGCACUUUGAAGUCCGCUACCCAGAGCAGCCUCUCCGAGAGUGGCCGGAGAUCUCUCUGCUGACCGAGGAUGACCACCACUAUCUCAUCCCCAUCUUCUGA
Messenger RNA from Chrysochloris asiatica (Cape golden mole), 1071 nucleotides. RefSeq names its product family with sequence similarity 105, member A (gene OTULINL). Gene Ontology annotation, molecular function: cysteine-type deubiquitinase activity. NCBI's taxonomy places the organism in Eukaryota, Metazoa, Chordata, Mammalia, Afrosoricida, Chrysochloridae. The record is from RefSeq and is a predicted model, not a curated record. Gene Ontology annotation, cellular component: cytoplasm. Bases 1 to 1071 code for a protein of 356 amino acids. The transcript is spliced from 8 exons. Gene Ontology annotation, biological process: protein linear deubiquitination.